Messenger RNA from Triticum aestivum (bread wheat), 3808 nucleotides. RefSeq names its product probable LRR receptor-like serine/threonine-protein kinase At3g47570. Gene Ontology annotation, molecular function: ATP binding; protein kinase activity; protein binding. NCBI's taxonomy places the organism in Eukaryota, Viridiplantae, Streptophyta, Magnoliopsida, Poales, Poaceae. The record is from RefSeq and is a predicted model, not a curated record. The coding region runs from base 472 to 3660 and encodes 1062 amino acids. Gene Ontology annotation, biological process: protein phosphorylation. The transcript is spliced from 2 exons.
GAUACUUCAUCCAACUGUAACAUAUGUCAUGUGCAAUAUCUUUCUUUCUUUCUUCGUUACUUGGAUGGCGGCAAAUAAAUAAUGGUCAGUGGGGAGCCAGCUUUCCUGAUAUUCAGCUCACUUGAUACUUCCAUUUGGCGGAUCCUGGGGUGCACAAGCUGUAGAUUGUAUAACAAGCAGAGAAUGGUAUUUGUACUUUGAUAGACUGGUUUAUGCACGCGUAUUCUUUACCCACAUGAACCUCACAAGUUUCUUUUGUGCUCAGGAUUUUUUCAAUCAUCUGGGGAGUGUCUGCGGGAAAACCAAAAAAUAGAUCAUCUGGGGCGUGACCUCAAUAGAACCAAGCCAAACAAGCCGGCAGCCCGGCACUGAAGAAGUUUCAACUCCCCUACCCUUCCAACAUACGUAUAUCUAAGCACGCACACAAAGCAUUUGACACCCAAUCUCUGAUUGUUCCUCAAGAACAGAGAAAUGGCUCCUCAAGUUUUCGGCACCCAAUCUCCGAUUGUACCUUCCCACCAUGCACUCUUUCUUCUCUGCGCCAUCCUUGUAUUUCUGUCCUCCAACACAAUGGUGUUCACAUCAGCACAAGCUAGCAACAGAUCCGAGAGUGACCGGCAAGCCCUUCUCUGCUUCAAAUCUGGCAUCUCCUUGGACCCAGCCAGUGUUCUCCGAUCAUGGCGCAAUGACUCGCUUGACUUCUGCAGCUGGCGAGGGGUCACCUGCAGCAUGGCCCUCCCAGUCCGUGUUGUGUCCAUACAAUUCAGGUCUGCACAGCUCACAGGAACACUAUCCAGAUGCAUAGCAGGCCUUAGUUCUCUAAAGAAUAUGGAGCUUCCAAGUAAUCAAUUUUCUGGACGCAUACCUGACAAGAUAGGUGAGCUUCGGAGCCUCCAAAACCUGAAUCUUGCCGGCAACAUGUUUUCAGGUAACAUCCCUCUGUCAUUAGGUACAGCUACAUCUCUUAGAUAUGUCAACCUUGCAAACAAUUCUCUUAGCGGAGCUAUCCCUGAUUCCUUAGCAAAUAGUUCAUCACUCAGUGAGAUACUCCUUUCACGUAACAACUUAGCUGGGGUGAUCCCAGCUAAUUUGUUCAAUUCAUCCAAACUUCGUCAUGUUGAUCUCCAGUGGAAUGCUCUCUAUGGGGCCAUCCCACAUUUACAAAAGAUGUCAGCUCUGCAGUUUCUCGAUCUCACAGGGAAUUUUCUUUAUGGUACCAUACCAUCAUCUUUAGGAAAUGUUUCAUCCUUGCGUUCCCUCCUUCUAGCACAAAACAUCUUAUCAGGAACAAUUCCGCAAACUUUGGGUCAAAUUCCAAACAUAACAAUGCUAGAUCUAAGUUACAAUAGAUUAUUGGGGUAUGUCCCAGCCACACUGUGCAAUGUGUCAUCACUCACACUCUUCAGCUUAGGCAGCAACAGGUUUAUUGGACAGAUAGCUUCCGAAAUUGGCCACUCACUUCCAAAUCUCCAAACAUUGGUAAUGGGAGGCAACCAAUUUCGCGGAUCAAUCCCAGAUUCUCUGACCAACAUGUCAACGCUGCGAGUGCUUGAUCUUUCAAGCAACGUGCUGACUGGUGUGGUGCCAUCUCUAGGAUCCUUGGCAAACUUGAGUCAACUGCUUCUAGGAGAUAAUAAACUCGAAGCUGGUGACUGGGCAUUCCUUGUCUCUCUCACCAAUUGCACUCAGUUGUUACGAUUAUCAUUGGAUGGGAAUAUCCUGAAUGGAGGUUUGCCAAAGACAGUAGGCAGCCUUUCAAUGAAGCUCGAGCGGUUAAACUUUGGAAGAAACCAGAUUUCGGGAAACAUACCCGCAGAGAUAGGCAACCUUGUAGACCUCGCUCUGCUUGACAUGGGCCAGAACAUGCUCUCAGGACAAAUCCCCCCGAGUGUUGGGAACUUGAGCAACUUGUUUAUACUGGAACUAUCGAGGAAUAGAUUAUCAGGUCAGAUUCCAUCAACGGUUGGUAAUCUUCUUCAACUCGGGCAGCUUUAUCUUGAUCACAACAAUUUGUCUGGAAACAUACCAGCAACUAUAGGACAAUGCAAAAGACUAGCUAUGCUGAACUUAGCAGUCAACAACUUUGAUGGAUCCAUACCAAGAGUACUCCUCAAUAUUUCUUCCCUCUCAUUGGGUUUGGACUUGUCAAACAACAACCUGACUGGGCCUAUACCACAGGAAGUUGGUAACCUGAUUACUCUUGGCCUCCUUGAUGUUUCCAACAACAAAUUAUCUGGUGGCCUUCCUUCUGAACUUGGCCGGUGUGUUACAUUGUUAUCCCUUCAAAUGGAAGGCAACAUGCUCAGUGGGAGUAUUCCCCAGUCUUUCAGUGCACUGAAGGGCAUACGACAGAUAGAUCUGUCUGAGAACAAUUUAACUGGUCAAGUUCCACAGUUUUUCGGGAACUUCAGCAGCUUAAAUUAUAUUGAUAUAUCAUACAACAAAUUUGAAGGGCCAAUCCCGACUGGUGGUAUAUUUGGAAAUUCAACUGCAGUGUUCCUGCUUGGUAACACAGGAUUAUGUGAAACAGCUUCUGCCAUAUUUGGACUGCCCAUUUGCCCAACCUCCUCAGAAACAAGAAGGAAGAUCAACACACGCCUGCUGCUGAUAAUAGCUCCACCAAUUACUAUUGCUGUGUUUUCAUUAUUAUGUGUUGCUGUCACUAUUAUGAAAGGGACCAAAACUCAACCAUCUGAAAACUUCAUGGAGACAAUGAAGAGGGUGUCAUACGGUGACAUUCUUAAAGCCACCAAUUGGUUCUCUCUGGUGAACCGGAUCAGCUCGAGUCAUACAGCAUCAGUCUACAUUGGUCGGUUUGAGUUCGAGACAGAUCUAGUGGCCAUCAAGGUGUUCCAUCUUAGCGAGCAAGGUUUGAGAAAUAGCUUUUUCACCGAGUGCGAAGUCCUAAAACACACCCGCCACCGCAAUCUGGUUCAAGCUAUCACCCUGUGCUCCACGGUAGAUUUUGAGGGCAAUGAAUUCAAGGCUAUUGUAUAUGAGUUCAUGGCAAACGGUAGCCUGGACAUGUGGAUACAUCCGAGGCCUCACCGAGGCAGCCCGAGGAGGCUGCUAAGCUUGGGUCAGCGGAUAGGUAUUGCUGCUGAUGUGGCUGCUGCUCUGGACUAUCUACACAACCAGCUGACACCUCCUUUGAUCCACUGCGAUUUGAAGCCAGGCAAUGUUCUGCUGGACUACGACAUGACCUCACGCAUCGGUGACUUUGGGUCCGCCAAGUUUCUCUCAUCAGGUAUUGGCGGACCAGAAGGCUUGGUUGGUGUCGGAGGAACGAUUGGAUAUAUUGCACCUGAAUACGGGAUGGGAUGCAAAAUAUCGACAGGCUAUGACGUGUACAGCUUUGGGGUGCUGCUACUGGAGAUGCUCACGGCAAUUCGACCAACGGACGCACUAUGCGGUGACGCUCUCAGCCUUCACAAGUAUCUUGACCUAGCCUUCCCCGACAGAGUCGCUGAAGUUCUAGAUCCCCAUAUGCCAUCCGAGGAGGAUGAGGCGGCCUUUUCCCUACAUAUGCAAAAGUACAUUAUACCUUUGGUCAGCAUUGGCCUGAUGUGCACCAUGGACUCACCGAAAGAUAGACCAGGGAUGCAUGAUGUUUGUGCCAGGAUUGUUGCCAUCAAAGAGGCAUUUGUCGAGGCCUUGUGAUCUGCGGCAACUAGUCGGAUGUGCAUGCAACUAGAUGUUAAAUACCAUGUACAUAUUCGAUAGUACAGUUACUACACUACUCUGAUGCUUAUACUACAAAAUUGUAGCUGUAUCAGUCGCAGAAUAUAAUUGUAAUUAUGCAUCUGAC